AUGAACAAUACAGACAAUACAGUGAUUCAGUUGCUUCAAGGAAUACAAGCUGCACUUAUUUCCCUAAAGAGUGGUCAAGAAGCAUUGCUAGGCCGUCAAGAAGCAUUAGAAAAAAGACAAGAUGUGAUGCAACUUCAAAGGACAAGUUUUUACAAUGAAUUUAAAGAUUGGGAAUUUACAGAUAGAACUAUUGUAACCUCUACCAGUACUGUUACUGGCAUCAUUCCAAGACCCGUAUCAAAAAUCAACGAUAUAACUUUAAAGCAUAUAUACAAGAUGAUAACAGACAAUCUUGGAAUAGAAUUGACCAAGAAAACCAAGAGAAUUGUUAACACAUGUACCAAGGUCAUAUGUGAUCAACUGGCAGCUCUUCCAUCUGUUCAGGAUCUUGGAACAAACCCUGGCUGGUCAUUGCUUCCUCAAGAGGAUAAAAACAGGCUGUGUAUCAAUCAUUCCAUCAUACUCAGAGACAAUGGAAUCGAUUUUACCAGAUGCCACAGAAACUGGGCAUCAAUUGCAAGGGUUAGCCAGCUCUGGAGAGGGCGUAAGAAGCGAGAAUACUCUGGUGGUAUUUUAGGUGGUCUUUUGGGUGGCAGUUUUGGUAAAACCAGCAAAAAGACCAUCCCUAUUUUUGGAAAUAUAAUUAGAUCUCCGUUGACUGAUGGAUGUUAG
This is a messenger RNA of Phycomyces blakesleeanus NRRL 1555(-), 672 nucleotides long. RefSeq lists its product as hypothetical. Lineage: Eukaryota; Fungi; Mucoromycota; Mucoromycetes; Mucorales; Phycomycetaceae. The record is from RefSeq and is a predicted model, not a curated record. The coding region runs from base 1 to 672 and encodes 223 amino acids. The transcript has 3 exons.